Molecule: messenger RNA, 2166 nt
Organism: Dreissena polymorpha
Lineage: Eukaryota; Metazoa; Mollusca; Bivalvia; Myida; Dreissenidae
Product: proton-coupled folate transporter-like
Exons: 5
Coding region: 142-1752 (536 amino acids)
Biological process (GO): transmembrane transport
Cellular component (GO): membrane
Molecular function (GO): transmembrane transporter activity
Source: RefSeq, a predicted model, not a curated record
UAGUAAUCGUACCCGUGAUAGUGUCAUGUGCAAAAUGCGUGCUGUAUCAUACCUGUUGGGAAAUAAUAAUAAUAGAAAAAGACACAAGAGAGAUUUCGUUCGCUUAAGGACAUCAAAUUGACUGCAUUGAAGCCAGUUGCCAUGACCAGCUAUUCCGAUCGCCACUCAUUAAGCUUUUCCAAUCGUUCUGGCCCACCACGUCGUCAUAGCCUAACCCCACACAGCUACGGGGUGACCGUCAGGCAUGGAUCCCUUUCUUGUGGCAUAAACGACGACGACUACAGAAACACCCUCCCACAGUCCGUAAUAGAGCGUAAAAUGUCCGCUGCGCAGCCGGACUAUGGCGCUAAUUUAGAAGGCUCGUCCAUCAACGAUGAGGUGUAUCUCAUACACAAGCAGCCACACAUGUCGGCAAGAAAGUGGCUUGUGGCGCCGUACUGUUUCCUCAGUAUGGCCGCCUACAUAUCAUCGUCGGCGGCGUUUACGCAGUACCUGUACAGGCGUGUUCAGGAACAACUGUUUCCAAACGUGAACCAGAUAAACGAAACGGUCGGCUGCUUUGUCAACACCAGUGAUCCAAACUUCGAAAUGCAGACGAGAGUGCAGCAGGAGGCAGCCGUUUGGAGCAUGUAUUAUAAUUUGGCCGUUGGAAUUCCGGCGUUGUUUGCAUGCAUCUUUUUGGGCUCUUCGUCCGACAAGUUUGGGCGGAAGUUCUUGUUUGUGUUUCCAUGUCUUGGUGUAAUGAUCAGAACGGGAGUGUGUGUGGCAGGGAUUUAUUUUAAGUUUAACCUUAAAUACUUUAUCAUCGGAUUUUUUAUAGAAGGACUUCUCGGUUACAUUCCAACCAUGCUACUCGCAUGUUUCACGUACAUCGCCGAUAUCACUCCACAAAUAGGCAAGAAAAGGUCGCUAGGAAUAACACUCAUAGAACUGUUCAACGGUGUAGGGGGAACAGUGGUCAGCUUCGUAUUCGGAUAUUUCAUCCAAGACACUGGCUUCUUCUACCCAAUGCUUACUUCCGGAAUCUUAGUAGUGAUUGCCCUCGUUUUGAUAUGCUUCUUACCUGAAAGUUUCCCUCCGGACAAACGGAACCCCGAGGGCAGCGUGCUUGACAAAAUAUUUACAUCCUUCAAGUUUUUUUUCUCAUCUGCGGACGCUGGUAGCCGGUGGAUGUACAACAUUCUCAUACUCGCCUUCUCCAUCACCGUGUUAAGCGGUUUUGGUACCGAUAGCGUGGAGCCUCUUUACCAACUGAAUGCUCCGUUCUGUUGGAGCCCGGAGAAGCUCGGGUACUAUGGAGCCGCAAAGUAUCUGCUCCAGAACGUGGUAGGAAUGGGUCUGAUAAAGCUCAUGCAGGCAGUCAUGGCGGACGAGUCUAUUGCGAUGAUUGGCUGUGUGACGUAUGCCGCAAACUAUGCGAUUGAAGGACUUGCACAAAAUGACCUGUAUUUGUACAUAGGUGCCAUAAUAGGAGCUCCUGGGAUUCUCACUGUCCCGAUAAUUCGAUCUCUGAUGUCCAAACUCACCUCAACUGAGAAACAAGGGGCACUAUUUUCGGCCAUAGCUGCCGUGGAGACGAUCAUUAAUAUGGGUGGCACCGCAGCAGGAAAUGAGAUCUACUCGGCCACCAUCAGCUACUACAGAGGCUUCGUGUUCUUCAUAUUCGCCGGAGCCAGUAUCGUCUGCUUGAUAUGUUUAGGCAUUUACCGAGUUGGUUCCCGUCGAACGUUCCCUACACCUAUAGAUGUUUAAGAGCGCUUUGUUUAAUAACGGGGGAAAAAAAUAACAUUAUUAAAGACACAGACUUUGUUUUAAUAAUAUCUAGAGCAAUCUGUUACAAUUUAACUAUUAAAAAGCGAUAUUUAAUACAUAUCAGCACAGUUAUUGUCCUUUUGGUGGAAAAGAAAGAAAUGUUGAAGUGGAUCUUAUUCAUGAUCAAAAUUUAUUUUUAAAUAUAUCUCAGUCCAUUUUUUCGUUAGUUUGUCGAUGUCGAAAGAGAUUGUUCGUGAAGUACUAUGAUCAGAGAGAUAACCCUUUUAGUAUAUUUCUCAUCAGAAUCGAACAAGUUUUUGUCCUUAGUGUGCGAAAUCAAUCAAUAUGUAAACAUAUAUUAUUUUUCAAUUCAGGGAUAGUAAUAUGGACAUGUAAAAUAAAAAUUGAACCGAU